This is a messenger RNA of Gadus chalcogrammus (walleye pollock), 3013 nucleotides long. RefSeq names its product USP6 N-terminal-like protein. The transcript has 14 exons. The coding region runs from base 54 to 1799 and encodes 581 amino acids. The record is from RefSeq and is a predicted model, not a curated record. NCBI's taxonomy places the organism in Eukaryota, Metazoa, Chordata, Actinopteri, Gadiformes, Gadidae.
GAAAGACAUUGAGAAGCUGAUCGCCGAGGAACGAGCCGAUAUCAUCUUGAAGUAUGCCCAGGCCCAUCGGUGUGUUUCCAUGUGGCUGUCUGGGCCGGCAGGGCGGUGUUGACAUCGACCCCUGGGAGGAUGCUGACUACAGCGUGUACCGAGUCACCGACCGUUUCGGCUUCAUGCAUGAGAAUGACCUACCGGCCCCCACUGCCUAUGAGGAGAAGCGGAAGCAGCAAGAAAUUGAGAGGGUGGAGAAAUGGCUGAAGAUGGUGAAGAAGUGGGAGAAGUACAGAAACAGUGAAAGAAUGGUGAAGAGAGUCUAUAAGGGCAUUCCUCUACAGCUCAGAGGACAGGCCUGGGGUCUCAUCCUGGAUGUUGAAAAGAUGAAGAAGGAAAACGAAGGCAAAUACAAGAGAAUGAAGGAACAAGCCACGCUGUACUCCUCUGAGAUCAAGCAGAUCGACCUGGACAUCAACAGGACCUUCCGCAACCAUAUCAUGUUCAUGGACCGCUUCGGGGUCAAACAGCAGGCCCUUUUCAACGUUCUGUCUGCCUACUCGGUCUACAACACGGAGGUGAGCUACUGCCAGGGCAUGAGUCAGGUGGCCGCCCUGCUGCUCAUGUACAUGAACGAGGAGGACGCCUUCUGGGCCCUGUGUCAGCUGCUGACCGACCAGAGGCACGGCAUGCACGGGUUUUUCGUGCCGGGUUUCCCCAAGCUGCAGCGUUUCCAAGCCCAUCACGAUCAGAUCAUCUCCAAACUCAUCCCCAAGCUGAAGAAGCAUCUGGACCGAGAGCAGAUGUCUGCUGGGAUCUACAGCACCAAAUGGUUUCUGCAGUGUUUCAUUGACCGGACUCCUUUUACGCUGACCCUACGCCUGUGGGACAUCUUCAUCCUGGAGGGAGAGAGGCUGCUGACCGCCAUGGCCUACACCACCCUGAAGAUACACCGAAAGUACCUGCAGAAGAUGUCCCUUGAGGAGCUGCGGGAGUUCCUCCAGGAGAGGAUCUCCCAGACGUUCCUGAGCAGCGACGACGCGGUCGUGGAGCACCUGCAGACCGCCAUGACGGAGCUGCGCCGGAUGAAGCUCGACCUCCCCCCCCCAGGUAAGGCGGAGGAGUUGCCCCUGGAGCCACUGGGGCAGGAGGUGCCCGUGGUGCUGAGUCCGGUGCAGCCCGGCGGGGGGAAGCCGCCCGCGGCGGGCGCUCUGAGCCUCCACAUCAUCCCCCACCAGCCUGACGCCAUCUCCCCCGACCAGAGCCCCUCCAAGGACCCCCGGGACCUGGAGGCCUUCGACGCAGAGGAAGGCCCCCCCCUGCCGUCCCCGGAGCCCGUCCUCGUCCACAGCCAGGCUCCGCCCUCCCCUGACGGAGGGCCCCUGGCGGGGCCGCCCCCGUACCAGCCCCCAGGGGCCCGGGGAGCCGAGAACGGGGAGCCUCUUCAACACGCGCCGCUCCCUGGAGAACCUCCUCAAAGCCGGGCCGAGGGCGGCGACACAGCGGGCCCCGAGGCAGAGGCAGGGGCCAUGAAGGGCGUGGCGGACCCCCCAGCAGCCAGGGAGACCCUCUCGGCGGGCCCCCCGGACCCGGCCCCCGGAGGGAUGACCAGGACGCACUCGGCGCCCGUGUUCCGGUCGGCGUCGCAGACGUCAGCGUCCAGCCUGCCUCGGUCCGAGAGCCUCCCUCAGACGGACAGCGCUGAGGGCGGCGGUGGGGCCCGGCGGCUGGAGCACCCAGCCCGCACGCUGCCGGAGCCUAUUGGCAAGGCACCGCGGCCCGGAGGGGGAGGAGCCGGGCCGACAUGAGGCGGAGCCGAGCUCAGCCAAUAGGACUCCAGGCUCACAAGACAGUCUCGAUGCUGGAAUCAGAUGGCGUGCGUUAUGGUGGCCCUGAAGGGAAAAAUAAUUAAAGAUAAUAUUAGGGGAAUGACUCAAAGAACCGAAAACACGAGAGUAUCUACGUGGGACAUCAGCGGACAGUGAUGACAUCAUGUAAGAGGUUUUUAUAGGAGGAAAUGGAAGACAUUUUAUAUGAAAACCAUAGACGUUCAUGUUCUAGUACUGCGGGUUACAUGGAUUGGUGACACUAGCCUGAUACUAGUCUGACGUAACAGAAUCUGUAUGUUUUUUAAACAUGUACGUUUUUUGUAGUUUUGCGAUAUUUUGUUAAAUAUUAUAAUGUUACUGUAGGCUACUUUGUUUGCUCAGUCGUUCUUUGUAAAACGUUUGCUAGAAGAGUCUUCUUUUAUUUUUUUGUACUUCAUGCCUUAUCUAGAUCAGCUUCAGGUUUGGUAUCGGCAGUCCUACCGUGUUUUGUAACAGAGGGAUUCUGGUGAUUUGGAAGACGGCUGUAAGAUAGUUCCAGUAAUGUGGACGUUAGCGUAGCAUCUGACCCUUUGUAGGUUGGCUCAGUGAGCUGGCUCACUGUCGGAAUGAUUGUACACAUUGAAACCUAUCGCUAACCUAAGCUAAUAAGCUAAGUUUAACUGCCAAGUUUUCUUGUUUAAUAAUUUAUUGUUAGAAAGAAACAUAGAAAUGUAAGAAUAAGGACUAGUGCAUAACCUUUCAAUAACGUUGUACAAUUGGAACAAGAGCUAGCAUGCUUCGCUUGAGUUGAACGCUGAAUGUCAUUGCUCUAAAGAUAACGUUUAGCUUCUAUGUGACAUCUUUCAAUAUUAUUUAUUGGAAAAGUACAUUAGGGCUAACUGAAUUGCCUUUAGGAGUUGACCACCAGCGUAAGAGAAGGAGGACAUUUCUACUGGGUCAUACUGAAACUCUGAAGGUAGAAAUAGUGAAUGGGCGCCAUCUAGUGGUGCGUUUAGGUUAAGCAUGUCCUAGUGUUGCACUGUACCCAGAAACUAGAGAAGUCUUAAUUUUUAAGUAACGUUGAGAGGUUUUGUGUUCAACACUUCCUCCUGCGUCCCUUCAAACAUUUUAUAUACUGCGGCAAGUCUUUUGAAAACUGUUGUAGCCUAUAAUAGGAAUGGAUAGUAGCCUACAUGAUCCCUGGAUUUGUACAA